Molecule: messenger RNA, 1261 nt
Organism: Sabethes cyaneus
Lineage: Eukaryota; Metazoa; Arthropoda; Insecta; Diptera; Culicidae
Exons: 5
Coding region: 101-1261 (386 amino acids)
Source: RefSeq, a predicted model, not a curated record
UCAGUUAGAAUGUCUAACAAAUUGCUAGGGUUUAAACCUUGAAGCUGUUUGCAACUUUAUAAAACUCAACGAUGAUUUCAUCCGCAAAAGCAACCGUAAAAUGCUCAGCAAAUUAUAUAUGAUUGCACUGCUAUUGUGUGUGAUACUCAAAUAUUAUCCAAAAAUAUCCGCCUCUAUGGGUGAAGUUCUCUCGGAACAGUGCGAGUAUGACACCAAAGAGCUAUGUCCUGCUUGUUUUCCAGAACCUAACAACUGCCGAUUCUUCAGAGAACGAUUAUCAUUCGAGAAUAUUAGUUUUCUGAGCCGAUUGACGACUCGGUUUGAUCAACACGGCGUCAAUUAUGCGAAGCUUGACAGAAAGCACAAGGUAGUCGUAAAAAACCUAAAUCGUUUCAAAAAGGUUGAAAGUCUUCGAGAUGUUAUUUGUGGACAGCAACGUACACCCUAUUCAGGUUGUUCUUUAGAUUCUGAUGAAAAAUAUCUAUCCAUAAUGCGUCGAAAGAUUUUGCAUAGAGAUUUAUACGAAGGGGCCAUCAUCUGCCCUUUAGGUAAUGAUCAAGCGUUGAAUAGGUUUCUGGGGAAAUUUGAUUGGACAGAUAUUUUCAAAAUGAUCCUAAUUCGAUCCAAUGUACAGCCAUUAAUUUUAAAGCUUGCAGGAAAACAAAAGGCCCCGGUACCAAACUUUAUUUUCCAAGCGGGGUUCACGUUAGUUGAAAGAUUUGAUGGUGACGUGUUAAGCACCUUUUAUAAUACUCCAUUUGAUACUAGACUUUUAAUAGCUGUUGAACUCAUCGAUGCUAUAUUAUCGUUCAACGUAGUUUACGAUGGAUUCCGCCUGUACCUCACCGAUUUGAACCCGGAUAAUAUUGCUGUUGAAAUACUCCCCAAUGGGAACAUUAAAGUGUCUUUUAUAGAUCUCAAUAAUGUUAUUGUGCUGGAUAGCCAAAGCGAACAAAUAAAUAGAAAUAACACAGAAAUAAUCCAUACUCGAAUUGAUUGUAACGGAUGUUUUGCCUACGCACAGGAAGAGAUCUGCUCCUAUCGCUACAAUGAUAUUAAUCUAUUCUCAAUUUGUCAACUAUUUUUAGAGGAUUCGUACGGAAACAAACAGGCUGGCUUCCUGUACACCGAAGUGGACCAAACCGAACAUAGGCGAAUUCAUCAGUUGUUACACCAUUGCGUUUACUGUAAACCUCCAGAGUGCCAAAAUCGAGAAAAACUUUUGUUACAAAUUCAAAAUAUUAUAAGAUCUUUAUUAUAG